AUAAAUUACAUAAAAUACUUACAAAAAAUAUUUUUCAAUAUAAACAUGAGAUGUUUUUGAACAAGACGCGUGAAGCGGGAAGAACAUAAACGUGGCCUGCUUUCUCGCCCCAAGCCCCCAGUUUUGUUGACAUAAUAGUCUCGUAGUAUAUGGGAAUGGUAAUUUGGUAAAUUAAUUUUGGCGCCGUUCGGCGCAUACAUAUUUUAUUUUGUGGAGUAAUUUUUUCCUUCAAUAAUGUUUAAUUCAACCGAAUUGUCUCGUUCUUCUUUAUCGGCUUUUACGCCGAGAAAUACGUCAAGAAGAAGUAUAAUAUCUCCUGGACAAACUAGCCGUCUGUUUCCGCGUUCAACCAGGUUAAACAGCAGAACACCAAAAUCAGUUAUUUCCACUCGAGUUAUCAAUGAAAAUUCCUUACAUCGUGUCGAGACUUAUGGACUUGCACUUCCAGUUCAAGUUAAUGAGAUUAUUGGCUCUUCCAGUGGCUCUCAAUCUCCAAUCACUGUCUACAUCGACCCUGCAGGCUGGGCAUGGUUAGUGCAUGAAAGACGACUGCUUGUUUGGCGUUACCUUUCCACAGAAAGAUCAAAGGUCACAUUUUGCAAAGAAUUUUUGUUGCCUCCAACAGAACUUUAUCACAAUGCCAAACUUGUGUGCCUAGUUCGAGCAUCAGGGAUGGAUUCCCAGCAAUGUGGAGUGCUUGUGGUUUCACCCGAAGGCACAGUAUGUUAUUGGCCAAAUAUGAUACAUGAAAGCAGUCCUAUUGAGACAUGUACUGGACUUGUUGGCCAGGAAUGUCAUUCUUUACUGGAGUUUCAGCCUCAUGGAUACCUAAUGACCACUACAACCAAUGAAAUUCUUUUAUUAUACAUUCAGAAGAAAUCCAUUUUGUAUCAGCAUUUCCGUCAACCGGGUGGAGUUUUCUCAGGUUUUGGUCGAAGAAUGUCUUCGUUCAUUUUUGGAGGAACAGACCAAUCAUCCAUGGUGGUUCAUAAAGUUUUUACCAAGAAGUCAAACAAUUUAGAAAGCAAUUUAAGAAGUUUCUAUGUUCUGCGUGGUAACAAUCUUUAUAAGUGGAGCGUUGAUUCGCGCGGAGGCAGUAAAGUGUUUGAUGAGAAGAUGGAAGAUGAAUGGAGUGUGGGAAAACUUUUCCAACAACAUUCGUCUCUAACAUUUCGGGUUGAUUUGAAUAAAGUAAAACCAUUCUGUAUCGAUGCGCAGGAAUCAAGUUAUGGCGUAUCCAUUUUAUGCGCAGUACUUGUUGAGAACCCAGAAAUGGAUGAAACUCGCAUGUACUAUUUUCUGGGAUCCCUUGAUGUGAAAGAAAACAGUGACACAUAUGGUCGCUUUCUCGCGUUCGUGCAACUAAAAUUUGCCGAAGAUUACAAGGAAGAAUUGCAUCAACAACUGAUUGACUUUAAGCUUUGUGUUCCUGCGUUGAGUAAAUACGCCUUUUGUACAGUGAAAAUAUCAUCGUUCCAUUUUCAAUCGAUAAAACUGACAGUUUUGAACAAAAUCGAAUUCCCUCAAGACGAUGAAUCCAUUGUUGGAUCUGGCUCUACAAGUGAAAAUGCGUUAUUCUUUGCACGUAAACAUGGUAUCAUACUGGUUACUGUGGUCGGAAAUACUGAGAUAGAAAACGAAACAGUCCCUUCAUCAUCUACUAACCGUCAGCUUUCAUCCAUGACGCCUUUAAAAGAAAAUAGCAAGGAUGACAACUUGACAAAGUUAAGAGAAGCGUUUUUGAUAUUUUGUCAAGGAAAUCAGGAUGAAGCACAAACUAUAUGUGAUGAGCAGUUUGGAGAUAUUGGUGAACGAGAAAAUGGGAAUAGUUUGGAUUUUGCUUGCAUUUCUGUUGGCCAAGAAAUCAUAGACGAUUAUCCUGCUUCAGAUCCGAGAUGGGCUGAGGCUGUACCUUCAGAUUCCUACACGUCAUCGGCGUCCCUUAUUAUAAUUCAUCAGUUGGAGGACAAACUUAAAGCUCACGGUUACUUUUUGCAGUUCUUAAAAGAAAUGCUUCUAUUUCAAAAGUUAAGUACAACGCAGCACUUGGGUAAAAUGGUAAAUACGAGGUAUUUGUUGUGUGAACAAGCGGAGAAGUUGAAGUUUGCUGUAGCUUUGAGGCGACAACACAACAAAUACCAGGAGAUUGUUGACGAAGCCAUACAACUGGUUAUGAAAAACAGGGAUCUCGACUCCUCACCAAAGGAUUUGACGCAACAAGAUUUAUUCUAUCGUGAGGUCAAUCGUGUCUCUGAUAUUGUUCCUUGUCUUUUGGAGUGCGAGAAAUUACGACUAUCUAAACAACCAUCGCAAGAAGAUCAUCGAGAAAUUAUCAUGACUGUCAACACUGUUUUAGAGAAUGCUUUAAAAGAAGUUUGGCUUUAUCGUAAAGGAAACUAUGAAAUCUAUGGAGCUCUAACGACGAUGAUAUUAUCGUGGAGAUUCAACCGUGGACUGGUGGGAUACGGUAUAAUUUUUUUAAUAGCUUCAAGUUCCCCGGAUGGCAUGAGAACUCUAAUUUUGGAACAGUUAGAAAUAUCUUCUGAAAGAGCCUUCCCUUUGGCGGAGGAUCAGAAGACGAAGGCGACUUUGGUGCAGCAAUUGGUUAAUCUCUCUGAUAUAGUAUUGGUUAGCUACGUUACGCAGUUAAAUUCCUUGAGGAAUUUUGAAGACCAAGGAAGAUUUCACAAAAUCAACCAGAUGUUUGAGCAUGACAGACGCUCCGUAAUAUAUCCCCUAGUAUCACGUGGUUAUUUGGAGGAAGCUUUGUCAUUGGCUGAGAAGUAUCGUGAUUUUCACUUACUGAUUGAAAUAUGUGAAGAACUAGAUGAUCAAGAGAAGCUUCAGAAUUACAUGAAUAAAUUCCGCAACGAAAAUUUCUCGGAUGUUGCGUUCAAGUGGUAUAUGGAUAGAGGUAAAAGGAGUAAGCUAAUGAGUCAACCGUGGACACAACAUGAAAACCUUUCCAAAUUCUUAUCUUCUCAUGAUCACUUAAAAUGGUUACAUGACAUUGACAGAAACUCGUUUUAUAAUGCUUUUGAAACAUUGAAAGAGCUUUCCGAGAGUGAAAAACAUUAUAUUGGAAGAAAAAAGACUUUGCUAAGUCUAGCGAAACUCGCUUUGCUUGCCUCGGAUAAAGACGAGACGGAUCAUGUUGAGAAGAUAAUUCAAGAAAUAUCAAACAAACAAACACUCGUAAUGUAUCAAGAAAGUUUACCAAUUGACAUAUUACAGAAUGCCUCUCUUGAUCCUGUUCAAAUGGCUCCGCUAACACCAGAAGAGUUAAUCGAGCUUCUUAUCAGUGACGUGAACAAACAACGUAAUGAAAACGACUUUAUGAAGGCAUUGACAUAUGAAGCAACUGAACACGAAAGAUACAACAUGUUGAAAUUAAAAAUAUGGACUCAAGCGCUUCUUGUUGACGACUGGAAUAACCUUAAAUCAGAUGAUCCAGUUCUAUCUGCUAAGGAUACUGUAUUCUUCAAGACAGUUGAAAAUCUUUCCCGUGCCGGUCACGAUCUGCACUCCUGUCUUCCUUCAAUGGAGAGUGUUUUGACAAGCGAUGAUCUUAUAACAGCAGGAUUGACUGACAAUGCGACUUUUCAGUUUUUACUGCAAGCUGCUUAUGAACAAAUCCAACGAAAUUAUAUUGACAUGGAUGUACAAAUGUAGACAGACAAGCGUAUGAUAUUUUGUGGAUAUGCAUGGAUAUUGGAGACCUUUUUUCUAUUAAUGUGCUCACGUACGUCGUUUUCUUUAGAGUAUGAUAAUAUAUUUUUAAACUUCAAA
Molecule: messenger RNA, 3789 nt
Organism: Xenia sp. Carnegie-2017
Lineage: Eukaryota; Metazoa; Cnidaria; Anthozoa; Malacalcyonacea; Xeniidae
Product: nuclear pore complex protein Nup133-like
Biological process (GO): transcription-dependent tethering of RNA polymerase II gene DNA at nuclear periphery; poly(A)+ mRNA export from nucleus; protein import into nucleus
Cellular component (GO): nuclear pore outer ring
Molecular function (GO): structural constituent of nuclear pore; protein binding
Source: RefSeq, a predicted model, not a curated record